GUUAUACAAGUUUUGCUUGGACGACAACACCACCAGCUUCCAUCAGAUCCUCCGCAACCUACCGAGCCUGGGUGCAGAGCAUUCUGGACUGUUCCGCCGUUGCACUUGCCCACGGUGGUGGAAGAAACGGGACUGUUGUUGACCAACCGCCUCGUGCUAGAAGAGAGUUGUGAACCCAUCUUCAAGUUGAAGGAGGAGCAGGCAAACUCUUGGAAUACACGCCCGUGGCAUGAUCUGCCACUAGAACUGCUGGAGCUGGUCGUUUCAAGGCUUUCUUUGGUGGAUCGUCUCCGAUUCCCGGCAGUGUGUAAGUCAUGGAGCCUUGUGACUAACCCGAUUGAGCAAGCCAUUGUGUGGCCUUGGCUCCUGCACUGCUCCGGCCGAGAUGGGGCGUGCAAGCUGUUCGACCCUCUGCGUGGCCAGGAGUACAGCAUGCAUGUUGAAACAUUUGACACGGCCGAAAACGAACACGACGAGCAUAUUUUCCGAUUCUCGAAAGACGGAUGGGUAGCCAUGUCGGACAGCUCAGACAUUGACGACAUGUACAUCAUAAAUCCCUUCACCGGGGACAUCGUGGAAAUGGCCAUACUCGAUUGGGAAUACAACUUCAUGGGCUUGUCGUGGUCCUCGAUGGACCCAGAAUCUCCGGACUGCAUUUUCUUUGCCGUGAACAGCAGACAGGAUGGCAAAGCGGUCGGCGCCCUUACAUGGCGGCAUGGCGAGGCCAAAUGGUUUGAACGACAUCUCGAGUACUAUGAAGGGGAUCCAUUCUCAGUGGCAUACAACAACCCUGUCUUGUCCCACGACAAGUUCUAUUGCCUCGGGAGAAAGGGCAACCUUGGCACAUUUGACCCGGCAAGCGACACAUGGACGAUCUUGGAGAAGCCUAACCCGAUUCAUGUGGAGAUGGACCUCGAAGGUGACCACCAUGAGGGGAGAGAGUUUUGCUACCUGGUUGAGCUGCGAGGGGAGCUGGUCUCCGUGUUCAUGCGUAACGCAGACCAGCCACCGCGGGUGUUCAAGCUCAACGAGGAGGAGAUGGCCUGGACGAAGGUGCAAGACAUCGGCGGCGCGGCCUUGUUUGUUGAUUUCAGAGUGUCAUACUCUGUGGUGUCACCAAAAGCUGGGCAUGGCAAUAGGAUGUACUUCCCAAGUUAUUCCGAGGAUGGCAAACAAGCCGCGUUCUACGAUAUGGAGACCAAGGCAUACCACCCAUCCUUCUAUG
Molecule: messenger RNA, 1225 nt
Organism: Triticum aestivum (bread wheat)
Lineage: Eukaryota; Viridiplantae; Streptophyta; Magnoliopsida; Poales; Poaceae
Product: F-box/kelch-repeat protein At1g57790-like
Exons: 1
Molecular function (GO): protein binding
Source: RefSeq, a predicted model, not a curated record